AUGGACAGGCUGCCACUCCCUGGGCCUCCAGAGGCUGGUCUGUUUGCCUCCUGGCACCGUCUGACUCAGGUAAGCAAGAGGAUGCUGUCAGGGGGUGAGAAGAGCAUGCCCAGCCCCCUCCUGGCCUGCUGGCAGCCCAUCCUCCUGCUGGUGCUGGGCUCGGUCCUGUCAGGCUCAGCCACAGGCUGCCCGCCCCGCUGCGAGUGCUCUGCCCAGGAUCGAGCUGUGCUCUGCCACCGCAAGCGCUUUGUGGCCGUGCCCGAGGGCAUCCCCACCGAGACCCGCCUGCUGGACCUGGGCAAGAACCGCAUCAAAACGCUCAACCAGGAUGAGUUUGCCGGCUUCCCACACCUGGAGGCACUGGAGCUCAAUGAGAACAUUGUGAGCACGGUGGAGCCUGGCGCCUUCAACAACCUCUUCAGCCUCCGGACGCUGGGGCUCCGCAGCAACCGUCUGAAGCUCAUCCCCCUGGGAGUCUUCACCGGCCUCAGUAACCUGACCAAGCUGGACAUCAGCGAGAACAAGAUCGUCAUCCUGCUGGACUACAUGUUCCAGGACCUGUACAACCUAAAGUCACUGGAGGUUGGUGACAACGACCUUGUCUACAUAUCCCAUCGAGCCUUUAGUGGCCUCAACAGCCUGGAGCAGCUGACACUGGAGAAAUGCAACCUGACCUCCAUCCCCACUGAGGCACUGUCUCACCUACACGGUCUCAUCGUCCUGAGGCUCCGGCACCUCAACAUCAAUGCCAUCCGGGACUAUUCCUUCAAGAGGUUGUACCGGCUCAAGGUCUUGGAGAUCGCCCACUGGCCAUAUCUGGACACCAUGACACCCAACUGCCUCUAUGGUCUCAAUCUGACAUCCCUAUCCAUCACGCACUGCAACCUGACUGUUGUGCCCUACCUGGCUGUGCGCCACCUGGUCUAUCUCCGCUUCCUCAAUCUCUCCUACAACCCCAUCAGCACCAUUGAGGGCUCCAUGUUACAUGAGCUGCUACGGCUGCAGGAGAUCCAGCUGGUGGGCGGGCAGCUGGCUGUGGUGGAGCCCUAUGCCUUCCGUGGCCUCAACUACCUGCGUGUGCUCAAUGUCUCUGGCAACCAGCUGACCACCCUGGAGGAGUCCGCCUUCCACUCAGUGGGCAACCUAGAGACGCUCAUCCUGGACUCCAACCCGCUGGCCUGCGACUGCCGGCUUCUGUGGGUCUUCCGGCGCCGCUGGCGACUCAACUUCAACCGGCAGCAGCCCACGUGUGCCACGCCCGAGUUUGUCCAGGGCAAGGAGUUCAAGGACUUCCCCGAUGUGCUCCUUCCCAACUACUUCACUUGCCGCCGUGCCCGCAUCCGGGACCGCAAGGCCCAACAGGUGUUUGUGGAUGAGGGCCACACGGUGCAGUUUGUGUGCCGGGCCGAUGGUGACCCGCCUCCCGCCAUCCUCUGGCUAUCGCCCCGCAAGCACCUGGUCUCUGCCAAGAGCAACGGGCGGCUCACAGUCUUCCCCGACGGCACCCUGGAGGUGCGCUAUGCCCAGGUACAGGACAACGGCACGUACCUGUGCAUUGCAGCCAACGCGGGCGGCAACGACUCCAUGCCCGCCCACCUGCAUGUGCGCAGCUACUCCCCUGAUUGGCCCCAUCAGCCCAACAAGACCUUCGCCUUCAUCUCCAACCAGCCGGGCGAGGGAGAGGCCAACAGCACCCGAGCCACUGUGCCUUUCCCCUUUGACAUCAAGACCCUCAUUAUCGCCACCACCAUGGGCUUCAUCUCCUUCCUGGGCGUUGUACUUUUCUGCCUGGUGCUUCUGUUCCUCUGGAGCCGGGGCAAGGGCAACACGAAACACAACAUCGAGAUUGAGUAUGUGCCACGCAAGUCGGACGCAGGCAUCAGCUCCACCGAUGCACCUCGCAAGUUUAACAUGAAGAUGAUAUGA
Messenger RNA from Pipistrellus nathusii (Nathusius's pipistrelle), 1926 nucleotides. The record is from the annotation of a GenBank genome assembly. Lineage: Eukaryota; Metazoa; Chordata; Mammalia; Chiroptera; Vespertilionidae.